Messenger RNA from Candida albicans SC5314, 1539 nucleotides. It is a transcript of the gene TUP1, whose product is annotated as chromatin-silencing transcriptional regulator. Gene Ontology annotation, molecular function: protein binding. The transcript has a single exon. Lineage: Eukaryota; Fungi; Ascomycota; Pichiomycetes; Serinales; Debaryomycetaceae. Bases 1 to 1539 code for a protein of 512 amino acids. The record is from RefSeq and is a predicted model, not a curated record.
AUGUAUCCCCAACGCACCCAGCACCAACAACGUUUGACAGAGUUGUUGGAUGCAAUCAAAACUGAAUUCGACUACGCCUCAAACGAAGCAAGCAGUUUCAAAAAGGUCCAAGAAGAUUAUGACUCAAAGUACCAACAACAAGCUGCCGAAAUGCAACAAAUCCGCCAAACAGUGUAUGACUUGGAGUUGGCCCAUAGAAAAAUCAAAGAGGCAUACGAGGAAGAGAUAUUGAGGUUAAAGAACGAGUUGGACACUAGAGACAGGCAAAUGAAGAAUGGCUUCCAACAACAACAGCAACAGCAACAACAGCAACAACAACAGCAACAGCAGCAACAACAACAGAUUGUGGCACCACCUGCCGCCCCACCUGCUCCACCAACCCCGGUCACAUCAUUAUCGGUUAUCGACAAGUCACAAUACAUUGUCAACCCCACCCAAAGAGCUAACCACGUCAAGGAAAUCCCACCAUUCUUGCAAGAUUUAGACAUUGCCAAAGCCAACCCCGAGUUCAAGAAACAGCACCUCGAAUACUAUGUGUUGUACAACCCAGCGUUCUCCAAAGACUUGGAUAUUGACAUGGUCCACUCCUUAGACCACUCGUCAGUUGUUUGCUGCGUGAGAUUUUCCAGAGACGGCAAGUUCAUCGCCACCGGUUGCAACAAAACCACCCAAGUGUUCAAUGUCACCACCGGAGAGUUGGUCGCCAAAUUGAUUGACGAGUCCUCCAACGAAAACAAAGACGACAACACCACCGCCUCAGGCGACUUGUACAUCAGAUCUGUGUGUUUCUCCCCUGACGGAAAACUCUUGGCGACAGGUGCAGAAGACAAGUUGAUUAGAAUCUGGGAUUUGAGCACAAAGAGAAUUAUCAAAAUCUUGAGGGGCCACGAACAAGACAUUUACUCGUUAGACUUUUUCCCUGAUGGCGAUAGGUUGGUUUCAGGCUCCGGCGAUAGGUCAGUCAGAAUCUGGGACUUGAGAACCUCCCAGUGUUCCUUGACUUUGUCGAUCGAAGACGGCGUCACCACCGUGGCCGUCUCCCCCGACGGCAAACUCAUUGCUGCCGGCUCAUUAGAUAGAACCGUUAGAGUGUGGGACUCAACUACCGGGUUCUUGGUCGAACGCUUAGACUCCGGCAACGAAAACGGCAAUGGCCACGAAGAUUCAGUCUACUCUGUCGCCUUCUCCAACAACGGCGAACAAAUCGCUUCCGGGUCCUUAGACAGAACCGUCAAGUUGUGGCACUUGGAAGGCAAGUCCGACAAAAAGUCGACCUGCGAGGUAACCUACAUUGGCCACAAGGACUUUGUUUUGUCGGUCUGCUGUACCCCCGACAACGAGUACAUUUUGUCGGGCUCAAAGGACCGUGGUGUCAUUUUCUGGGACCAAGCUUCAGGUAACCCAUUGUUGAUGUUGCAGGGCCACCGCAACUCGGUCAUCUCAGUCGCUGUAUCCCUAAACUCAAAGGGAACCGAAGGUAUCUUCGCUACAGGUAGUGGCGAUUGUAAAGCCAGAAUUUGGAAAUGGACCAAAAAAUAA